Molecule: messenger RNA, 1258 nt
Organism: Vitis vinifera (wine grape)
Lineage: Eukaryota; Viridiplantae; Streptophyta; Magnoliopsida; Vitales; Vitaceae
Product: zinc finger protein ZAT5-like
Exons: 1
Coding region: 332-1162 (276 amino acids)
Source: RefSeq, a predicted model, not a curated record
GAAUCUCACUCGUUCCCUGACCUCCUCAUACUUACAAUGCAUCUCUCUCUCUCUAAAUACCCAUCUGUACUUUUUGGCUAUAUAUAACUUCCGAGGUGGGAAAUGCAAGGAAAAUUCACGGUUACUGUUCACUGGGGCGGCUCCUUGGUUCUACUCCAACCCUCUUACCCUUCACUGCCUCUCCCUAUAUAAUAACGCCCACUCUCUUACCUUGCUUUCUCCAUCACCAUUUCUUCUCUCCCUUUCUCUCUCUCUCUCUCUGUAUCUCUCCCUCUCCCUUUCUCUCUUUCUCAAGUUGUUUUUUUUUCCCUGGCGGUAGUGGUGGUAGAGGAUGGAAGUUCAAGAGGAAGUGAUGGGGUCUAAUGAUCAGACGCAUGUCAUCAAGGGCAAGCGCACCAAGCGUCAAAGGCUGUCGUCCCCACUUGCCUUAACUAUGGCAUCCAGUUCAUCUAGCGGAGAAGAAGGUGAUGGUGGUGGAAGAGUCAGUGAUAAUUCUGGUGGGGUUGAUCGAGCGACUACCUCACCUACCACCUCCACUGAUCAUGAAUUCGCCGAAAGCACGGAAGAGGAGGAAGACAUGGCCAAUUGUUUGAUUCUGUUGGCUCAAGGCCAAAGCCGGAAAGUGGCCGUGCCAGCUGCCGCUGCAACUAGUAGCAAGGCCACAGGCUUCUACGUUUAUCAGUGCAAGACGUGUUACAGAUGCUUCCCUUCAUUCCAAGCUCUGGGAGGGCACAGAGCCAGUCAUAAGAGACCUAAGGCGGUCACAGAAGAGAAGCGGACUUGGGCUUUAAUGGAGGAUGAAUAUGAUCAAUUCAACCACAACAGCACUGCCCUUUCUCUGCAAAUACCAAAUAGGGGUUUAUACAGUAAUAACAAAUCCAAGGUUCACGAGUGCUCCAUUUGCGGUGCUGAAUUCUCAUCCGGUCAAGCCUUGGGAGGUCAUAUGAGGCGGCACAGAACGUUUACAGGCCCGCCCCCUACCAUGCCUAUGGCAACCAGCAGUCCUGAGUCCCAAGAAGCCAAGAAACCCAGAAACAUACUGCAAUUGGAUCUUAAUCUUCCAGCCCCAGAAGACGAUCACCGCGAGUCCAAAUUCCCCUUUGCUACAAAAGAACAAGCUCUCGUGUUCUCCGCCUCUCCUUUGGUUGAUUGCCAUUACUAAGCUGCAACAACCCCCCAUCUUCCAUGAAUUUGUCUCAAUCGAAACAAAUGUGAAUUAUUGACAUUAUUAUAUUUCACUUAUACAGUUUCAUGAUUA